CAGAUUUUGAGUACUAAGGUCGGUGGUGCUAGCUAGCAAAAUAUUUUCAACGGUUUAUUUGAAUCAAAAGAAAGAUAAAGGAUGUCAUCGAUCGAAGCUGGACAUGGCAAAUCUGCUGGUAUCGUCGGCAUUAUCAUCUUGCUUUUUGCUUUGGCUGAUAUGAUUGCUGGUAUUAUCUGGGUAACGUACGGUGGCAAGGAUGCGAGCGGUAUUUGGGUUGGUCUUCUGCUUUUGAUCACCGGUAUUCUUGGGAUCGUUUCUUGGGUCAAACUCAAUAAAGCAGCCAUGGUUUUUUUCCUGGUUUUCUGUAUCAUCGACAUCAUCUGUACCAUCGUGCAAGCUGUCAUUGCUGCUCUGGGAUUCCUUAUCUGGCAGAUCCUCAAGGCCGUUAUUGCUUCGCAGUGCACCAUCAAAAAUGGCAAAUGUGACUGUGGGGACAAAGAUAUUCCAAUGGACCUCGAAGAUUGCUCAUGGAUUUCAGACAUCGAGGCUAUCUUCUUGACUCUAUUGAUUGCUAACGGGCUGUGCAUGAUCGUUGUUUUCGCUGGAUCCAUCAUUGGUUGCAUGGCAACCUGCUGUGCUAAAGGCCCACAACAAACAGGAGUUGUAGUGGUUCAACAUCCAGGAGUCGUAGUUACCACCACCCAUGGACAGGCUCCUCCAGGAUACGGCGAACAGCCUGGGCAAUACCCCAUGACAGAUGUGCCUCCCAAACACUGAUGUCAUCAACCUUAGUUAUGCAUGAUAAUACUUUUUGGUUAUUAAAAUCGCACUAGAGUGGCAGGAAAAUAGAAGACUUUCCCUUAUACUUACAUGAAUUAUACAUACAUUUAGGAUCAUAGCACUACAUACAAGUGUGGAUUGUGUUGAUUGCAAUCCCCAUACUGAUAUGAUUGAUUGGACAAGCUUGGCUCGUUAUUAUUCAACAUGCCCGUCAGACACUUCAGUACGUGUGUUUGAGCUUGCUCAUCAGUGUCCGUUGUCAUUUUUCCUUUAAUGCAAAUGCAGCGACAAACUUUGUCGCUCAAAAAUUCAUAUGCACAUUUUUUUAACGUAUUUAUUGGUUUUGCUAAAAAUAAAUACAACAACUUGCACAUGCAGUUAUACAUUAUUGAUUACGAAUAACGAAAAAAAGUCAGCCCCAUCAAACAGUCCUUCUCAGGACUACAUCCACCUGGGUGAUCAUAAUACUUCGAUCAACAUUCAUUCACCUGGGUUUAGACCGUUCUAUACCGAUGAUAGAUGAAAACAGCUUGUAUGAUACCAUGCUAUAGUUCGUUUGUGGGAUUGACAUAAUGUAGGAUUCAUUAUAUGAUAUUGACGUAUGAUGCCAAAUGGAUUUUACGUCGAAUAAAUGUUUUAGUAAUUAA
Actinia tenebrosa (Australian red waratah sea anemone) is the source of this 1370-nucleotide messenger RNA. RefSeq lists its product as uncharacterized. The record is from RefSeq and is a predicted model, not a curated record. NCBI's taxonomy places the organism in Eukaryota, Metazoa, Cnidaria, Anthozoa, Actiniaria, Actiniidae.